Oxyura jamaicensis (ruddy duck) is the source of this 3643-nucleotide messenger RNA. It is a transcript of the gene ACSBG1, whose product is annotated as acyl-CoA synthetase bubblegum family member 1. The transcript is spliced from 14 exons. Gene Ontology annotation, molecular function: long-chain fatty acid-CoA ligase activity. The coding region runs from base 850 to 2697 and encodes 615 amino acids. The record is from RefSeq and is a predicted model, not a curated record. Gene Ontology annotation, cellular component: membrane; endoplasmic reticulum. NCBI's taxonomy places the organism in Eukaryota, Metazoa, Chordata, Aves, Anseriformes, Anatidae.
GACCACAAGGUUAGCAUCAUGCUUCUACCAAAAACCAUUGUUCUACAUUAAGAAGGUUGUUACCAGUUACGAAAUUAGAAAAAAAGAAAAAAAGCCAAUCACACAUAGUUGUUCUGUUGCAUGAAUCAACAGCCUGCUUAAACUAACUGGGAUAAACAGCAAGGAGCAUUAGUAUAUUUCUCCACUUGUUUUAAAUGAAUAUAAGUUUUCUAGUGAAACAAACGUGCUUGCCUUACAAGGGAAGAAAUGACAGAGCACACAGCUAUGGACAGCUUCAUGUUGCCGUGGCAGCAGUGUGAAUUAAACCUGAAACAUCCCAUCCCAAAUAUGAAUGGAGUGCCAAGCACUCCACCCACCUGUCGGCUGAUCUUUGCACUGUGGUUGAGCUGCUUACGGGCCAUAGUAACAGCACAGCUUUGUUUUGGCGUCUGUAAUAUUUCUGUUUGGGAUGUUGUGACAGCACAAGUUUGCAGCAACUGUGUCUUAACAUUAAUUCCUGGAAGGUACCAAUCAUGAUUGUAAAAUGAAGGACAUAAACAGCACAUUAGCUUUAUUCACCUCUUCAUUUCCUUCAUAGCUUUGUGAGCCUGUCAAUGCCCAGAAAGCUUCACCUGCAGCUGGAAGAAGCAGCCUGUCCCAUUGCAAGAAUUCUGUCUAAUAUCUACAGGUACACAGCCUAUCUGCAGAGAUUUGCUGACUCGUUUUGAGGAUACCCAAGAUGAGAGAGGAGACCCAAAAGAAGGGACUCAAGAAGAGCCAGCAGAGUCUUUGUGGACUUCCUUUGCUGAUGGCAGAGUCAGACUGAGAACAGAUAACUCAUGUCCGCAGACUCCCAUAACGGUUCAUCAGAUGUUCAAGGAGAGCCUGGAAAAAUAUGGAUCUCUUAACGCUUUGGCCAGCAGAAAGAACGGAAAGUGGGAGAAGAUAACUUUUUCAGAGUAUUACUGCCUUUCCAGGAAAGCAGCCAAGAGUUUCUUGAAGCUUGGUCUUGAACGAUUUCACAGUGUAGCAAUCCUUGGAUUUAAUUCUCCGGAAUGGUUCAUCUCAGCUGUUGGAGCUGUUUUUGCUGGAGGAAUUGUCACAGGAAUAUAUACAACCAAUUCUCCAGAGGCCUGCCACUACAUUGCUUAUGACAGCAAAACCAACAUCAUGGUUGUGGAAAAUCGGAAACAACUGGACAAGAUAAUGCAGAUCUGGAAUCGUUUGCCACACUUGAAAGCUGUUGUGCUGUACAAGGACUCCAUUCCAGAAAGAUGUCCAAAUCUGUAUACGAUGGAAGAGUUUCUGGACUUGGGAGAUGACAUAUCUGAUGCUACUUUGGAUGAUAUUAUUAACUCCCAAAAGCCAAAUCAAUGUUGUGUACUAAUAUAUACGUCCGGAACAACUGGGAAGCCAAAAGGAGCCAUGUUGAGUCAUGACAACAUAACUUGGACAUCAGCACAUUGCAGCAGAGCAGGAGAUAUGCAACCUGCAGAGGUCCAACAAGAGUCCAUAGUCAGUUAUCUUCCACUCAGCCACAUAGCUGCACAGAUAUAUGACCUGUGGACUGGAAUCAAAUGGGGAGAACAAGUUUACUUUGCUGAGCCAGAUGCUCUGAAGGGCAACUUGAUCAACACACUAAAAGAAGUGCGGCCAACAUCUCACAUGGGAGUUCCCAGAGUAUGGGAGAAAAUCAUGGAGAAGUUGAAGGAUGCUUCUGCUCAGUCAGGAUUUCUGAAGAGGAAAAUGCUGUCAUGGGCUAUGUCAGUCAGCUUAGAGAGAAACCUGAACUGCUCAAGCAGCAGUGACCUAAAGCAGUUUUGGACAAGGUUAGCAGACUACUUGGUGCUUGCCAAAAUACGCAAUGCUCUGGGUUUUUCUUGCUGUCAGAAGCACUUUUGUGGUGCUGCUCCACUCAAUACAGAAACACUGUAUUUUUUCUUGGGUCUGAACAUCACCUUAUACGAGGCCUAUGGAAUGAGUGAGACCACAGGCCCACAUUGCCUGUCUGGACCAUAUAAUUACAGGCAGCACAGCUGUGGCAAACCGGUACCUGGCUGCAGAGUGAAAUUGGUGAAUGAAGACACAGAAGGCAAUGGAGAAAUCUGUUUCUGGGGAAGGACUGUUUUCAUGGGUUAUUUAAAUAUGGAAGACAAAACAAAAGAAGCGUUUGAUGAGGAUGGGUGGCUGCAUUCUGGAGAUUUAGGAAAACUAGAUGAGGAUGGCUUUCUCUAUGUCACUGGAAGAAUUAAAGAUUUGAUUAUUACAGCUGGAGGUGAAAAUGUGCCUCCAGUUCCAAUUGAAGAUGCUGUGAAAAAAGAACUCCCAAUUGUUAGUAAUGCCAUGGUGAUUGGAGACAAAAAGAAGUUUUUGUCCAUGUUAUUGACCCUAAAGAGUGUGCUGGACCCAGAUACAUCAGAUCCCACUGACCUCCUCACUGAGGAAGCUAGGGAUUUCUGCCAGAAGACUGGUAGUAAAGCCACUAAAGUAUCAGAGAUAGUAGCUACAAGGGAUCAGGCAAUCUACCAGGCCAUUCAGGAGGGAAUCAACAAAGUCAACGUGAAUGCUACAAAUAGGGUUCAUUGUAUUCAAAAAUGGAUAGUUCUGCCAAGAGAUUUUUCCAUUUCUGGGGGAGAACUAGGUCCGACAAUGAAGUUAAAACGGCUCACUGUGCUUGAGAAAUACAGAAAAGAAGUAGACUCCUUCUAUCAAGAGUAAGAAGUCUUUCAUCCAAGUAUUAAGGAAGAUCUGUGAGCUAAAGUAUUUUCUAAUCAUAAGUAUUAAGGAAAACUUGUUUGUUUUUGUUAUGUAGUCUAGUUUCACUAGAAAACUGCUGUAUUUAGUUACUCCUGAUACUCACCUGAUAGUUUGUCCUGUUCGUAUAGAAGCAUUUACAGUGUGUCCUUUUUCUAAUACAGCUUUUACUUUAUGCCCUAAAUGAACAAGAUUAAAGACAUCCUCAUGUUAUGUAUGAAGUGGGUAAUUCCUCUAGACUGAAACAAGGAAAAUCAUUAUGCAGUGAUUUACCUUUUGUUGUUGUGCAGGAGGUUGCCUGUAGCUCAUGCUUUAUUUUAGUAGAUCAGUAGUGUUAAGCAAAACUCUUACACUAUUCCAGGGAUAGAUGAUUAUUAAAAAAAAAAAUAAAAAUCAAAAGGCCUCUUUUUUCCUUCCAAGGGAGAAGUGUAUUUUCACUAGCAUACCAUUUUGGAGCCUAAGCACCACUUCUAUAAUGGCUAGACUUCAGUGAGACUUUUCUGAAAGCAGCAGGUCAUCACUUCUUAAAUCCAUGUUGAAAUAAGCUUUAUUUCCCCUAAAAACAAGCAAUCCAAGAAGUUGGGGGAAUAGCAUCCUAAGAGUGAAAGACAAAAUAUAGGAGCUCUCACAUAAAAAUAAGUUUGUGUUCUAAAUUGUACUUUGAAGAGUUUACAGGACUUUUUAAAGCAAAAAUGUUUAGAAGGAAAAUUCAUCUCUGUUACAACAGUACCAUCUUGUUUCAAUAUUCAUGUUGUAAUAAUGCUAACAUGGGAACUGUAUUUCUUCUUCCCCUUAUAAAAUAUAAAUCCCAUCAUGUGAAGUGCUAAAUGGUUGGGUAGUAAGUAAUAUUUAGCAGAGUUAGAAUGGCUAAUAAGCAGGGAGACUACAGUUCUUGAUUUAAAAACCAAAA